AGAAACACCACGAGGCACCAAGAACAAACAACAACAAACACAAGAAAUUCCCCUUGUUUCAGGAAGUGAAAAGGGAUAUCCCCGACUUUGACAAAAUUUCUCUUCUCUUAGAUAACAAUGGCAGACAAGCAAGAGCAAGUUGGAGUUGAAGAUAAGGUCAUUGCAGCGGAAGCCGUAGAAGAAAUGACAAUAUCUGAUCAACUGGAAGUAUGCUUUGACAAUAAAGUGUACUUCAAAAAAGGAGAUGAGAAGAACAUGAAAAAUCGAAUUCUUGUAGAGCAGUUUUAUCGAUAUUUCAUGAUUUCUACAAUGCAAUGGUACCCGCACACCGAGGAAUGGGCAAAUAGCAAGAUAAGAAAGGCUGUUUUCAGAGUUGGUCAAAUUCUUGCUCUGUGCUUGAUUCUGUGUUCUUUUUUCUUCGAUAUAGGCUACUUUGGCAAAAUUUCCACUCCAAUAAGCGUGGAUUGGGAAUACAAAAUAACAAGAAUCAGAAACGUGCUAUGGGAGUUACGAUGGUUUUUUGGAAAUUUAAUCGGACUGUGGUACUUCAAUACGCGCCAUUUUGAAUGGCUUUUGGCAAAUACUCGUCUACCAGAGCAUAUCUGGGCAAAGUUUCGAAAGGAGGCUAUAAUCUUCUUUGUUGCCUUAGUGAUCCUUAUUAUCAUGAUUCCUGUUGGAGUAAAUGUGCUGGUCAUCAACGAUCUUAUGAAAACAGGGGAGACUUGGCGGCAGCAAGUCAUUCAUAUCUGUGGGUUCUUUUUCUGCAGGUAUAGCUCCCUGCCAGUGUUUUUGGUAUUGAUUGCAGUACUCCGUCUGUUAUAUUCCGACGUAUUAGUUGUUGGUGCGAGGAUCAAGGAAGGAUUACUGAACGGGGACAAAGACGAAUGGGGACAGGUAGCUGAAGAGGAAGUCAGAAAAAGUCUUGGGUCUAUACUGCACUUAAAGAAAUUGAUAUCAUGCACGGAAAACAAAAUAAAGUAUUUUAUACUUUUCCACCUCAUCUUACUACUUUUCACUGCGUUUUUUGGUGUGCUCAGCUGCCUUGAGAGAUUGCACAUUCACGUACACACAGCAAAAGUAGCUAACAGAACUCUUGAAACCAUUGAUUGGGGGCAAAUGCUGAUAAUCAAUCAAGAGCGCGACAUAACAAAAUCUGAUGAAAAGAUAGACAAAGCUAUGACCCUAAUUGCCGAUAUUUCACAAAAACAUAAAAGCCGGCUGGAGAAAGAUGUUACAAUGAAACAAAUGCUGAAUGUGAUGAAUGAGACCCUGGCGAGUGUGUCGGAAUCGUCCAAAGCAAAUAAAAAAUUGGCUCUGGUACAUACAGGAGCAGGAGCUACAAACCAAGUCAUGAAAACAGUGUUUGAAGAGCAACUAAACAUUACAAGAGUCUAUUUGGAGAUCGGAAUGGAUGCUGUUGAAUCAGCUCUUCUUUAUGGUAUCCCUCUAUUCCUCUUAAUAAGAAUAGACAAUGCAGUAGGCUUUGUUUUGGACAUGUUGAUAAAUCUUCAGGGAGAGAGGGGAAACAACGGUUUCGUGAUGUCUCCGUGUGUUUGGGAAGUUAUCAACUUUAUGAAAACACUCAAAGGCAUACGAAUAUUUGGUUUUCAGUCAUCCUUGUUCAGAACACUGAUUUUAACAUUUGCAGGUCCUAUAUUGUUAUCCUUCGUUCAUUCUCUGUUUGCGGAAGCAAAAAUACCAAAGUAAUCAUCCAUUGCAACGAAACUUCCAUUAACUUGGUAGGUAAAAUAAGGCAUAAUUCACACCAACAAGAUGACGUCGUGUACUCCUUAAGAGAUGAUACGACCGAUCGAUUCGAUUUCACAAUUGCAUGAACCGACAACUCUUGAAGCAAGAGCACAAACGAUGCGUAGAAUAAGUAUGAUCAACCGCUAGAAAUGACUUCAACAUUAUCGUUAGAAAUUUGUAAUCAGUUGUACAAAAUCUCGCUAGAAUUCAUCGUGCAAAGUGAUAAAGUGAUGGAUUGAGUCGAUUGAAGAAGUGAUUAUGAUAAUCAACACUAUGCAGAAAUUUUACUGGUUACUAUACAUUGAUUAUUUUACGAUUAGGAGAAUUUUGAUUAUAGUUACAUUAUAUAUAUUAGUUAAAAAUGGCUUUGAAAAAUGCAAACAUUUUAUAACAUAUUGAAUAUUUCGAUCCACAAUUGGGUAUAUAUUUUCAAUCAUGUUCGUUCGGACCCUUUUUCUGACGUUUUAUGCACUGAGGAGUGUCAGACGAAAAAGCUUUUAGGCAAUGUGUUAUAAAAUGUUUGCUUUUUUCAAAGCCAAUUUCAAGUUCUGUACCGCCAAAAAACUGUUCAUAUACUACUAUGACGUUUAUUCGUUAUUAUGAUUCGGUGUUCGACUAUGACGUUACUAUGACGAUUAUGAUUACCUUUUGUGAUUACUACGCUGAUUGUAAUGAUGAUUAUGAUAAUUAUGACUGGGUGGUUAUCUUUCACGCUGGUAUCAACGAUGAUAAACAUUCUUAAUGUUUAGGAACACACUUUGACACACCUGAAUAUGUGUUUUUCGUUUUUCUCUGUAAUACAUCAUAAUUAUUAUCUUGAAAACGCGAUUACUACGAUAUACUGCUUAAAA
This is a messenger RNA of Rhopilema esculentum, 2600 nucleotides long. RefSeq lists its product as uncharacterized. The record is from RefSeq and is a predicted model, not a curated record. NCBI's taxonomy places the organism in Eukaryota, Metazoa, Cnidaria, Scyphozoa, Rhizostomeae, Rhizostomatidae.